AUGUCUAUCUUCCAAGCCACUCUUCUAGUAUCUUAUUAUAGUCCAAUUGUACUAUUUUCCAUUGGAAUUCCAGCAGCUUUAUUGAAUGCUAUUAUUUUUAUGGGUAUAAAAACACUUCGACAAUCUCCUACUAGCUACUAUGUUGUUGGUCAAUCGCUCGCCGAUAUGAGUGCCUUGUUAGUCGUGUUUCUUCAAGCUGUACCAUCAACAUCAAUGUUAGCAUCAUCCAUUGCAUGCAAAUUGGGUUUGUUUUUUCUUCAGACAACAGCAUGUUUAGCAAUGAGUUUUCUGUGUUUGGCUGCUUUCGAUCGAUGGGCAUCUACAUCUCAAUCAGUUCGCAUACGCCAAUUAAGUUCAAUUCGAAUAGCUCGUCGUCUCUUGCCUCUACCUUUUCUUAUCUGGCCACUUGUCAAUAUUCCUUUUUUCAUCUAUACUGACUUGAUACCACCUACUUACAAUUGUUGGUUCACCAGCAGUUUAUUUGAACAGAUUGCGAAUUAUUUUCUUGAUCCCAUGCUUGCUGUUGUUUUUCCACUUUCUAUUCUAAUUGCUUUCGGCCUGUUAACAUGUCGAAAUAUUCGUCUUGUUACUCAUAUUAGACAACAACCUAAUCAAACUCAUAUGCCAAUGUGGGAACAGCAAAUGACGAGAAUGAUGCUUUCUCAAACUCUUGUCAGUGCCAUAUGUACACUUCCUCGAGCCAUAUUCAUUAUGGACAACAUACAAUUUCCAAAGUUCGAAAACCAAUCGUGGCCCGCUUUGGUUGGCAAACCAGUAGAUGAAGCCGUUGAAGAAAUCAAACGAGAAAAUCCAAAUUUCAACGUGCUGAAAGUUCAAGAUAACUCGCCUGUGACGUUAGAUUUUGGAUUCAAUCGUGUUCGUGUUUUCUACAACGCGCAUGGCAAAGUUUCACAAACUCCACAUAUUGGCUGA
Messenger RNA from Rotaria sp. Silwood1, 933 nucleotides. The record is from the annotation of a GenBank genome assembly. Lineage: Eukaryota; Metazoa; Rotifera; Eurotatoria; Philodinida; Philodinidae.